UGGAAAUUGAAUCGCACAAACUACUAUCAAGAAGGAUGGCUAGCGACAGGCAACAUACGUGGCAUCGUGGGAGUGACAUUUACCACUUCACAUUGUCGAAAGAAUAUGGACUACCCGCUCCGCACAAACUAUAACCUACGUGGUCAUAGAUCAGAUGUUAUAUUAGUAAAAUGGAACGAGCCUUAUCAGAAAUUAGCUUCAUGUGAUAGUUCCGGCAUUAUAUUUGUUUGGAUAAAAUAUGAAGGUCGUUGGUCUAUAGAAUUGAUCAACGAUCGUAACACACCAGUAACACAUUUCUCUUGGUCUCAUGAUGGGCGCAUGGCGUUAAUAUGUUAUCAGGAUGGCUUUGUGUUAGUUGGUUCAGUGGCUGGUCAACGCUACUGGUCAUCGAUGUUGAACUUAGAAUCUACUAUAACCUGUGGUAUAUGGACACCUGAUGAUCAGCAAGUAUAUUUCGGAACUACUCAGGGACAGAUUAUUGUAAUGGAUGUACAUGGUGCUAUGGUGUCGCAAGUACAAUUGUGCAGCGAUGUGGGUAUUACUUCAAUGGCUUGGUCUUGUGAAAAGUUCAAAAUGGAAGAGGGUGAAGAAGCAGAACCGGGAGUUACCAAUGCCUCAAAACGUACUUUUGUGCUUGCGGUUAGUUUUCAAAACGGUUACAUAUACUUGCUUAAAUCAUUUGAUGAUGUUUCUCCUGCUCAUAUAAAUACUGGUUUGAAUGGUUCACUCGGCAUGGUUAUGGAGUGGAGUAAUUCUCGCGAAUUAUUAGCAGUAGCCGGAACAGUUCAACAGCCUACUGCAUUGCUCGACAGUCAUGGCGCGACAAUGUAUGAAAACACACUUAAAUUCUACACUGAAAGUGGUGUUUUAUUAUACCAGGCGCGUAUACCGAAUAGUACAUCACCAGUGUCAGCCUUAACUUGGGGUCAUAAUGAUAAACGCUUAUUCAUAGCAACAGGAACACAAGUACAUAUAGCCUGGGUGUCGCGACGUGUUGCCUCGUUGCAACUUUUGUGUCGCCUACAAAUACAGGCGCGUAUAGGUUCUGAUGCCGUUGUUGCCUUGCUGCCUUUACCAUCAAGAAUUAAGUCUUUGAUCGGUAAUUUAUUUGCUCAAACUAUAAGAUGUUGUGUACCUGAUUUAAAAUCAUUAAGAGAAUUUGUUUCGCGACCUCCCGUAUGUUCCACUCGUUUGCACUGCACAAUGAUACGACAUGAUGAUGAUUCCAAUUUAAGUUCCGGUACAUGUUAUACUCUGUAUUUAGAAUAUUUAGGUGGCUUGGUGCCACUUCUAAAAGGCAAACGUACAUCGAAAAUACGUCCAGAGUUCGUUAUAUUUGAUCCACAAGUGAACGAUUCUUCAGUAUUUUUCCAAUAUUCGCCAGAUUCAAAAAGUUCCUCUGGUUCAAGUCAAUCUACUACAACGGGUAAUAGCGGACGUACUGAUUCUUCUGAUAGUGAGUAUGAAGAUCGUUGUCGUGGUUCACCCCGCACACCGCGUAAGCGUAAAAUAAGACAGAAAAAACGGCCUACAGGUAAUACAGAUAGAACUACAGGUUCUGGAGUAACAAAUGAUCCGGAUAGCUUGGAUGAACUUGCCUAUGUAGACACAUUACCCGAGGAAGUCAAACUGGUUGAAGUUACCUCAAAUAUUUGGGGUACUAAAUUCAAAAUUCAUGGACUUGCUAAAACCGUCCCAGCCAAUUUAGGCCAAGUAACAUAUAAAACGUCCCUGCUGCAUUUGCAACCCCGGCAAAUGACUUUAGUCAUAACCGAACUACGCGACGAUUUUCCACUUGGGCCCGAUCCAAAUUUUAAUCCAAACCUCUUCUCUGAGGAUGAAGAUGAAGCUAUAGCAGCACACAACGCCAAUGGAUUAAACAGCAGUUUGCCAAAAAACUCAACAGCUACAAAUGAGCCUUUAACAAAACCUCCUAGCAUAGCACAUCGACGACUCAAUGAAAGCGCUCCACCUAUAGCACCAAUGUCACCUCGACCUAAUCGUUUACUGACACGACAUAAAAACUCAUUAAACGGUAACAAUCUUACAGGUAGUAUGGGUAUGAGUCCAUUAGCCAGAGCUGAGUCUUAUGAUGACGACUCUUCCAAUGAACAACUGGAAGCAAAUAACAAUAGUGCUAUUCAAGCUUCAACAUCGACUGUUGCUGUACUUCACAAUACUACAAAUGGUACAACUAAUAAUAAAAUUUCGCGUCCAAAAAAUAUAACAACAACAACACCUGGUUCUCGUUCUGGACCUGGACCAGGAUAUAGUAGUUUUAAAAAUAAUUAUAGUCGUUCAAGUUCAAAUUCUAGUUGUCAGUCACGUCAUGCGAUAUCACCACUCUAUUGUGAUGGUUCCGUCCCUACAUUACAAUCACCAAAAAACGCGGUGGCUCCCACUGAU
Molecule: messenger RNA, 2406 nt
Organism: Teleopsis dalmanni
Lineage: Eukaryota; Metazoa; Arthropoda; Insecta; Diptera; Diopsidae
Product: tubby-related protein 4-like
Exons: 6
Biological process (GO): intracellular signal transduction
Molecular function (GO): protein binding
Source: RefSeq, a predicted model, not a curated record